AGUAGGCCUACCUCUGCCACGGCGGCGCGUGGGCGGGAUGGCGGGUAAAACCCCCCCAGACUGUUUCUUCUUCGCCCGUGCGCUUCACCGUCGCUCAUCUCUCAACCCAGUGAAGCCACCGGACUAUACACACUUCCUUUAACAUAACGGGGGACAAAACACCGUUCCCGCAUCGACGCGCGGAAACUAACUUGUAGGUCUACGCGUCACGGACUUGUUUUUAGUUGUUUGGUUAUGAGGCGCAAGCGAGGUGGAACGCCAGGGAAAGUAGGAAAGAAAUAAAAAAAACGGUCCUUCCCUUCCCCGACCGACUGAGUGCAUACGUAUGUGUGUGUGUGUUCAUGUUAUUUGUGACGGAAUCCCCUUCUAGUCUCCAAGAAUCCGCGAGGAGGAGGAAGAGGAGGAGGAGGAGGAGGCGGCGCGCGGACCUGUCCACGAGCCCUCACUGCGGAACGCGCGGGGCGGCAGGAGAUUGUAAAUCAACCUUUUGGAUAAUAAUCGAACUCAUCCACCACGACAAAAAACAUAUUUUUUUCCCCCAGCUUUCAACAACAAUCUCUGACCAAACGAGGUGUUUGUCUUGAAUGGUUGUCGACACGGAAUACAGCGCGCUGUCCGAGGGUCCGACCGACAGGUGGAUUUAUCUGUGUUUUGGGAGGAAUAACUGAUGGAUUAAUUUGACGGAUUUGAAGAGUCGUGUGGCCGUGCGCGCGCGAGUGGGUGUGUGUGUGUGUGAGUGUGUGUGUGUGCAUUAGUGUGUGUGUGAGAUUCCUACCGCGCGGGCCCCCCGAAUGGAUUAACAGGCUGCAAUGUCAUCUCUACCUGCCCGCCUAGAGAGAUGUGUCACGGGAAUGGGAUCACAUUUGAACACUUUUCCUCUGGUUCUGCUGACGCCGUGAGAGGACUCGGGGAACAUGUCAACAGACGAGCGGCUCGUCGCAGUGGUCGCCUGUGCGCCGGGCCUCUGUACCUCACCGGUAAAACGGAAGCUUCGCGGUACGGACCCACACGAGGGUACUCCACCUCCGCGACCGCAGACCUGCCGCAGCCACGCUUUGUGACACUGAAGGGUAUGAUGGGUGUAGUGGGCUGGAUGUUCCUCCUGCUCUCCCAGAUCGUAGUGCCUGUGACGUCCCAGAAGCCCCCGGCACUCUCGGUGGGAGUGAUCCUGGGCCAGACGCGUCCUGUCAGCGACCAGGAGAUGCUGCCGCCUCGUCGCCCUGACGAUACCCUUGAGGUCUCAGUGGUCGCUCUCAGGAUCAACCAGACGGACCCCAAGUCUGUGAUCACACAGGUGUGUGAGCUGCUGUCACGCACACGCCUCCAUGGCCUCAUCUUCGCUGACGGCACUGACCAAGAAGCCAUAGCGCAGAUCCUUGACUUCCUGUCUGUUGAGACGCAACUUCCUGUCCUGGGAGUCCACGGAGGCUCCUCGAUGAUCAUGGCUGACAAGGAUGAGAGGUCAACAUUCUUCCAGUUUGGGGCGCUGCAGCAGGAGGCGCUGCUCAUGCUCAGCAUCAGAGAGUACGACUGGCACAUCUUCUCCAUCGUCACCUCCAAGUUCCCCGGGUACCAGGACUUCAUCAGCACGCAGGUCACUGCGGACCACAGCUUUGUGCGCUGGGACCUGCAGAGUGUGGUGACUCUGGACGCCGUGGAUAGACCAAACUCCAAGUCUCACAUCGCCCAGAGGAUUCAGAGUCCCGUGAUACUGCUGUACUGCUCCAAGGAUGAGGCCGCGUAUAUUCUGGAAGAGGCCCGCUCUCUGGGUCUGACGGGCGCCGGCUAUAUCUGGAUCGUGUCCAGUCUCACCACCGGAAACCCAGACUACACACCUGAGAUGUUCCCCCUGGGUAUGAUCUCGGUGUCGUACGACGAGUGGGAGUACCCGCUGGAGAUGCGGGUGCGAGACGGCGUGGGCAUCAUCGCCACGGCGGCCACCUCCAUGCUGCGGGAGAAGGGCGAGGUGCCCGAGGCCCAGAGCAGCUGCUUCAGCCAGGCCUCCGACCGCAGCCCCGGCAAGGAGCUGCCCAGCGCGCUGCGCAGCCACAUGAUGCAUGUUUGGACGAGGGGGCGGGACCUAUCCUUCACACCAGAUGGUUACCAAGCCAACCCCAAACUGGUUGUCAUCGUCCUGAACAGUGAGAGGGAAUGGGAGAAGAUGGGCCGCUGGGAGAACGGGACCCUGUCCUUGAUGUUCCCCGUGUGGCCGCGGUACAACUCGUUCGGGGACGAGGACGCCGACGAGAACCAUCUGUCCAUCGUCACCCUGGAGGAGAAGCCCUUCGUCAUCGUGGACAACGUGGACAUCCUGACCGGCACGUGCAUGAGGAACUCCGUGCCCUGCCGCAAGCACGUCAGAGAUAACAGCACAGCAAUGGGAGGCUCCUACAUCAAACAGUGCUGCAAGGGUUUCUGUAUCGACAUCCUGAAGAAGAUUGCCCGGAACGUCAAAUUCACCUACGACCUCUACCUGGUGAAUAACGGCAAGCAUGGCAAGAAGAUCAACAACAUGUGGAACGGCAUGGUGGGAGAGGUUGUAUACAAGAAGGCCAUAAUGGCGGUGGGUUCCCUGACCAUCAACGAGGAGAGGUCAGAGGCCAUCGACUUCUCCGUGCCCUUCGUCGAGACGGGCAUCAGCGUGAUGGUCUCCCGGAGCAACGGCACCGUCUCCCCCUCCGCCUUCCUCGAGCCGUUCAGUGCAUCGGUGUGGGUGAUGAUGUUUGUGAUGCUGCUCAUCGUCACGGCGAUUGCUGUCUUCCUGUUUGAGUUUGUCAGUCCGUUGGGCUUCAAUCGCAACCUGGCGCAGGGCAAAGACCCCCACGGCCCGUCCUUCACCAUCGGGAAGGCGGUGUGGCUGCUGUGGGGUCUGGUGUUCAACAACUCCGUGCCGGUUCAGAACCCCAAGGGCACCACCAGUAAGUUCAUCGUGUCGGUGUGGGCCUUCUUCGCCGUCAUCUUCCUGGCCUCCUACACCGCCAACCUGGCCGCCUUCAUGAUCCAGGAGGAGUUUGUGGACCAGGUCACCGGACUGUCGGACAAAAAGUUCCAGAGCCCCUACUCCUACUCUCCUCCCUUCCGCUUCGGGACGGUCCCCAACGGCAGCACGGAGCGCAACAUCAGGAAGAACUACCCGGACAUGCACCAGUACAUGACCAAGUACCACCAGACGGGGGUGCAGGACGCCCUGGUCAGCCUGAAGACCGGGAAGCUGGAUGCGUUCAUCUACGAUGCGGCGGUGCUGAACUACAUGGCGGGCCGGGACGAUGGCUGUAAGCUGGUGACCAUCGGCAGCGGGUACAUCUUCGCCACCACGGGCUACGGCAUCGCGCUGCAGAAGGGCUCCUACUGGAAACGCCACGUGGACCUGGCCAUUCUGGGCAUCAUAGGGGACGGCGAGAUGGAGGAGCUGGAGGCCCAGUGGCUGACGGGGAUCUGCCACAGCGAGAAGAACGAGGUGAUGAGCAGCCAGCUGGACGUGGACAACAUGGCGGGCGUCUUCUACAUGCUGGCCACCGCCAUGGGCCUGUCCAUCCUCACCUUCAUCUCCGAGCACCUGUUCUACUGGAGGCUGCGCUACUGCUUCACCGGCUGCAACGGGCGGCCCGGCCUCCUCUUCACCCUCAGCAGGGGCAUCUGGAGCUGUAUCCACGGGGUCCACAUUGAGAUGAAGAAGAAGACCCCGGAGCUGGACUUCAGCCCCCAGGCGAACAUGCUGCACCUGCUCAAAUCGGCCAAGUCGCUGACCUUGACGUCCCCCAAGCAGAACACUGUUAUGGUGCAGCCCAACAUCAUGGACAUGAUGUCUGGCAAAAGCAACUCGCUCAUGCCACCGAAGGGACCCGGUCUCUAUGGCAACUCCGGGUUCAUGUCAUUGACCGGGCGACACAAAGACCUCCUUAACAAUGUUGCGCCGUUCCCCGGGCAACCCAAAGGCCCCGGCCUCAAGACCAGCCCCAACAAACCCCAGCUCUCCGUCACCAACGACAACGGGAACAACCGUCUGGCCGCGCCCGCCGGCCCCGCCUCCAAGCCGCGGAACCUGUGGAAGAAAAGCGUGGAGACCCUGAAGACCCAGCCCGCCGCCACCUCCCCGGGGGCGGGGCCCGGGUCCGGGCCGGGGCCCAGGUCGUCCCCGGGCCCCGCCCCCGGACCCGGCCCGGCGGCGAUGAAGAGCCAGCGCUACCUUCCGGAAGACGGCAUCCACUCGGAUAUGUCGGAGUGCUCCAGCCGCCCGCCCUCUCACAAGGACUCGGACGGCAUGGGGACGAGGGGCGGAUUCAAACCGCCCAAUCAGCUGAGGAAGAGGGGCGCCGGCGUCGGCGGGGGCGGAGUCGGCGGGGGCGGUCAACCCAAGAUCUACUCCAUCGACUCGGACCAGGCCAGCCUCCACUCGGCGCCCAUGUACCAGCGGGACAGCCAGCAGGGGGGGUCCGACGACCACGGCUACCCCCCGGACCUCUUCUCCCCCGACAGCACCCACUCCCACCAGAUGGAGGCCCCCAUGCUGCAGCUGAACGCCGGCCUGCUGCACCACAGCCACAGCGCCGAGGCCGACCUGCACUCCCUGAAGGACAAGAAGUACAGCACCUACAAGCACAUCAGCGCCAAGGACAAAGUGGGAGGUUCCAUGGAGUCCCCCGUGGGGGCGGGGCCGGGGGUCCCGGGCGGCCGGCCCACCCACUGCCGCUCCUGCCUGGCCAAGCUGGGGGGCUACUCGGGCCUGUACACGGUGCGCUCGCCCCAGGGCCGCUGCGACGCCUGCACCCACCUGGGCAACCUCUACGACAUCCGCGAGGACCAGCUGCACGGCCACUACGCCCACGCCCACCAACCCCACAGCGGCGGCGGCGGCGGCGGCGGCGGCGGCGGCGGCGGCGACAUGUUCACCCACUACCUGCCCCAGAGCGAGCUGGGGAUGGUGGGCGAGGGGGACGGGCUGGUCAGCCACCUGGAGCCCCCCGCCUCCCCGGGCCCCCCGCUGCUCCUCAGCCACUCGGCCUCCGCCCAGCACCUCCAGCAGCUGAACCGCCAGCACUCCUACGAGAACCUGCUGCCCGACGGCCUGGCCGACAGGCACCUGCAGGCCCAGAUGCGCAAGCUGAGCAUGUCGGACCGGGACCGGGACGGGACGCUGGAGGAGGGCGCCUACGCCAACGUGCUGACCAUGCGCUCCGACCGGCCGUACAGCAACCACAGCCCGCCCUCGCCCUCGCCGUCCCACCACCACAGCCUGGACGCCCCCAUCCCCCUGCCCCGGCGCUCCAAGAGCCUCUUCCCCGACCGGCCCUCGCACAACCCCUUCCUGCAGUCGGCGCCCGGCACGGCCAAGCGAGACCCCGCCCCCCAGACCCUGGCGCACAUGUCCCAGCGCAACUCGGCCCACGAGCUCUACAAGCAGCUCAUGCCGCUGUCGCUGACCCUGGGGAACCCCGGCAACCACCACGGCAACCAGCACGCCGUGCACGUCAACCACGUCAGCCAGCAGGGCGGCCACGGGAACCAGUACGGCGGGGGCCACGGCGGCCAGCACGGCGGCGGGGGGCUCAUGGAGCAGCAGCUGUUCUACGCCCAACAGGAACCCCCCAUGGUGGCCUACAUGGUGCCGCCCGCCGCCUCUCAGCCAAUGAGCUACGUCACCGCGCCCCGAGCCUCCAGCGCCGGGAACAACCGGCCACGCCUUUACCGCCGAAUGCCCAGCAUCGAGUCCGACGUCUGAGUCUCUCUCUAACACACACACACACACACACACACACACACACACACACACACACACAUGCACACAUGCGCACGCACACGCACGCACGCGCUCGCUCGCGCGCACAUGCACAGACACACACCCACACACGCGUGCACGCACAAGGCGGACACAAGAACACGAUGCACGCACUCACUGUUCCUCCUCGCCUCAUGUGUACAAAAGAACAACCCCCACACUGACGUGCCCGUUCACGUGCAUGCAGAGGAGGCGUGUGUGUGUGGGAGUGUGUGUGUGUGUGUGUGUGUGUGUGUGUGUGUGUGUGUGUGUGUGUGUGUG
This is a messenger RNA of Gadus morhua (Atlantic cod), 6037 nucleotides long. It is a transcript of the gene grin2ab, whose product is annotated as glutamate receptor, ionotropic, N-methyl D-aspartate 2A, b. Gene Ontology annotation, molecular function: ligand-gated monoatomic ion channel activity; signaling receptor activity. Lineage: Eukaryota; Metazoa; Chordata; Actinopteri; Gadiformes; Gadidae. Gene Ontology annotation, biological process: monoatomic ion transport. The record is from RefSeq and is a predicted model, not a curated record. Gene Ontology annotation, cellular component: membrane.